Messenger RNA from Xylona heveae TC161, 1560 nucleotides. Its product is annotated as DEAD-domain-containing protein. The record is from RefSeq and is a predicted model, not a curated record. Gene Ontology annotation, molecular function: mRNA binding; RNA helicase activity; ATP binding. Gene Ontology annotation, cellular component: cytoplasmic stress granule; P-body. NCBI's taxonomy places the organism in Eukaryota, Fungi, Ascomycota, Xylonomycetes, Xylonales, Xylonaceae. Bases 1 to 1560 code for a protein of 519 amino acids. The transcript has 4 exons. Gene Ontology annotation, biological process: P-body assembly; cytoplasmic stress granule assembly.
AUGGCCGGAGCGCUGGCCGAUCAGCUCAAUGCUACAAAUCUUGGGGACGAUACCUCGGACCUCAACUGGAAAUCGAAAAUGAAUGUCCCAGCUAAAGAUUCUCGGCCACAAACUGAGGAUGUCACUGCAACUAAGGGUUUGGAUUUCGAGGAUUUUGUAAUCAAACGAGAGCUCCUUAUGGGUGUCUUCGAGGCUGGAUUUGAAAAGCCAUCGCCAAUUCAAGAAGAAACGAUUCCGGUUGCUCUUACGGGGCGCGACAUUCUUGCACGUGCCAAGAAUGGCACCGGAAAAACUGCUGCCUUCGUCAUUCCUACGUUGGAACGUAUCAACCCUAAGAGCACGAAAACUCAAGCUCUGAUCCUUGUACCCACGAGAGAGUUGGCAUUGCAAACAUCACAGGUUUGCAAAACGCUUGGAAAACAUCUAGGAAUUAACGUCAUGGUCUCAACCGGCGGGACUGGUCUUAAAGAUGACAUUAUCCGUUUGAAUGAGGCGGUGCACAUCAUCGUUGGAACCCCUGGCAGAAUACUUGAUCUUGCCAGCAAAGGAGUUGCUGACCUAAGGGAAUGUCCAACAUUUGUUAUGGAUGAGGCGGACAAACUUCUUUCCCCAGAAUUUACCCCUGUUAUUGAACAACUUCUCGCGCUCGGUCCAAAAGACCCAAAGGAUCGCCAAGUCAUGCUUUUCAGCGCUACCUUUCCCCUCAUCGUCAAAGACUUCAAGGAUAAACACAUGAACCAACCGUAUGAGAUCAAUCUCAUGGACGAGCUCACCCUCCGUGGUAUAACACAAUAUUACGCGUUCGUGGAAGAGAAACAAAAAGUCCACUGCCUAAACACUCUCUUCUCCAAGCUGCAGAUAAAUCAGUCCAUCAUAUUCUGCAAUUCCACAAACCGUGUGGAGCUACUCGCUAAGAAGAUUACUGAGUUGGGCUACUCCUGCUUCUACUCGCAUGCCCGCAUGCUACAACACAACCGUAACCGUGUAUUCCAUGACUUCAGAAAUGGUGUUUGUCGGAACCUAGUGUGCUCGGACCUCCUCACGCGUGGUAUCGAUAUUCAGGCUGUAAACGUGGUUAUCAACUUUGACUUUCCGAAGAAUGCCGAAACUUACCUACACCGAAUUGGUCGGUCUGGACGAUUUGGUCAUCUUGGUUUGGCCAUCAACCUUAUCAAUUGGGAUGACCGCUUCAACCUGUACAAGAUCGAACAGGAGCUUGGGACUGAGAUCCAGCCGAUCCCCCAGUCUAUUGAUAAGAAGCUCUAUGUCUACGAUUCUCCAGAGACCAUACCCCGCCCUGUUUCAAAUCCUACACCACAGCCUCAUGUUCCGAUGCUAUUGCCCAAUGGCACGUCGUCGAGUCAUACUAGGCCAGGUGGCGCGCCUCACCGUCAUUACGGCCAAGGCCGCCCUUAUCAUCCGGGUUCACAACAACGAGGUCCUCGCCACCACAAGCAGUAUCAGGGUCAGCGUCGUGGCCCUCAUGAGCACCCUCAGCAGGGUCGGAGCAGCGGGUACCCUCAAGCUUUUACCCAGUCUCCUGCUGCUCAAGCUCAAUAG